GCUUUUCCCAUUUUUCUCUCACCUUCCCUAUAAGAUGGAAAAUGGGGGAUUCUUCCAGAUUUGUUAUGUGUUCUUCACUGCCAAGGGUGCUUCUGCACACUGCAAAAGUUUGAGGCUAGCAGCAGCUCAAGCACUGCUUUGUGUGACUAUCUGGAGCAUAGGAAGUUCUGCACAAAUGUGCACAAGAACUUCUUUACAGUGAGGUGACGGAGCACUGGAACAGGCUGCCCAGGGAGGUGGUGGAGUCUCCUUCUCUGGAGAUAUUCAAGACUCACCUCGACGCCUACAUUUGUGACCUGGUUUAGGGAACCUGCUUCGGCAGAGGGGUUGGACUCGGUGAUCUCUAGAGGUCCCUUCCAGCCCCUACAAUUCUGUGAUUCUGUGACUUGUUGCUAAAAUGUAUUUUGUGGUGUUUACUUCUUACGGUGAAUUUAGUAAGUUAAGAAUUGUCUGUGGAUCAAAUAGUUGUUUUGAAGGAACAAACUUAGCACAUAGUUGCAUUGGUGACAUUUGAAACGUGCAGAUGUAGGGAAGGACAAGUGACAUAUAAGAAAAUUCUGAUUUAAAAUUAUUUGUAGACUUAUCUUUCUGGUGAUGGGAAAGUCACUUGAGGCUUGGGAUGCAGCUAAAAUCUUAAGCUCUCUGUGCCUAAGAUUUCUCUUACAUCCAGAUGAAAACAGCAUUAUUUUCUCUAUAGUUUGCAUGCAGGUCAAUGUAGCAGUCAGGAACAGUGUGAUCAGUAGUGGUGUAAAAUUAGAGUGAGUUCUUGCUGGAAGAAAUAAUAGAAGUUCAGAACAAAAAUGGAAGAUUUUAAAAGCACCAGAACUGCCUAAGAUUAAGGCAUGAGUAAAAUAGUUGUGUUAACAUAUUCUGUGUACAGAAAAGUAAAAACCUUCAAAAAGUAGUUGAGUUCGCAGUCGACUGGAUGAACUCAUUCCUUUGGACAGAGGUUGCUUAAGAAUCGAUCUCAUUUUCUUUCCAGUUCAGUAGCAUUAUAUAUUUCUGAACUAAGAAUGUUUAAGAAUUACCUGUUUGACUCUUUGAGAUUCAAAUUAGUAUCUACAAAGGCUUGCUGCUCCAACCAGACAGUAGACUUAUACUGCUAAUAAAUAAAGAAGUUUCAGAUCACUAAAAACAGCUCACCUAGAGAUGCAUUUUCUUAAUGUUGAAUUUAAAUAAUUCUUAAUGUUGGUUCUGCAUGGCAGUAUUACUUUGUCCCUUAAUUUUUGAAACAUCAUAUUUCAUAAACGUAGGCCUAUAUGUAUACUUCCAUUCACAAUUACUCUCUGGGCCCUCCAUCCAGCCAGUUUUUUUAUCCAGUGAAGAGUACACCUGCUCCAGACAUGAGCUACAAGUUUCAUCAGGAGAAUACCAUGGCAGAGGUAUUUGGCUUUGCUGAAGUCUAGAUAGACUACAUCCACAGCCUUUCUCUCAUCCACCAGGCGAGUCAAUCAAUCAUAGAGGGAGAUCAGGUUGAUCGAGCAGGACCUACCUUUCAUGAACCCAUUCUGGACAGAACACUCAUGAACAUUCAUUGAAAUCUGAGAAGUUGGUACAGUUGAGGAAAAAAUGACUUUUUCAUGAGCUUCUACAGAAUAUGCAAAAGAGCUAAGUGAGAUCUUCAAUGCUUUUGUCCAUGAAAGAUCUUAGAGAAGAUGGCUGAAAUAAGCCUGAAGGAAGUGGCUCUAAUAGUUGGUGUGGUGGCAGCCUGCUACUGGAACAGUCUCUUUUGUGGCUUUGUUUUUGAUGAUGUUUCAGCAAUUUUGGACAACAAAGAUUUGCACCCUUCUACUCCAUUAAAAAAUCUGUUUCAGAAUGACUUCUGGGGGACUCCGAUGUCUGAGGAGCGGAGUCAUAAAUCUUACCGACCGCUCACAGUUCUCACAUUUCGCUUUAACUACUUGUUCAGCGAGUUAAAUGCAGUUUCUUAUCACUUCCUAAAUCUCAUCUUUCACGGGGUGGUUUGUGUAGUCUUCCUCAAGGUCUGUAAGCUUUUCUUGGACAACCAGAGCAGCAUAGUUGCAUCCCUGCUCUUUGCAGUGCACCCAAUACAUACUGAAGCGGUAACUGGAGUUGUGGGCAGAGCAGAGCUUUUAUCAUCUAUCUUUUUUCUAGCUGCAUUUUUAUCAUACACUAAAUCUAAAGGACCAGAUAAUACCAUAGUGUGGACUCCCAUUGCAUUGACUGUGUUUCUAGUAGCUGUUGCAACACUGUGUAAAGAACAAGGAAUUACAGUGGUGGGGAUAUGCUGUGUCUAUGAAGUAUUUAUUGCUCAAGGGUAUACCUUGCCAGUUCUGUGGGAUACAGCUGUUCAGAUUCUUCGAGGAAAGGGCAGUAUUCCUUUCUCCAUGCUCCAAACACUGUUGAAGCUCAUAGUCCUAAUGUUUAGUACGCUGCUUCUUGUUGUUGUCAGAGUCCAGGUUAUCCAGUCUCAACUUCCAGUGUUUACAAGGUUUGAUAACCCAGCUGCUGUAAGUCCAUCUCCAGCAAGGCAGCUGACUUUCAACUACCUCCUCCCUGUAAAUGCUUGGCUUCUUCUCAACCCCUCAGAAUUAUGCUGUGACUGGACAAUGGGAACUAUCCCACUUGUGGAGUCUUUGUUAGACAUCAGAAAUGUUGCCACCCUUACAUUCUUUUGCUUUCUGGGAUCUUUGACUGUCUUCAGUCUCCGAUAUCCUGGGGAUUCCUCCAAGACUGUACUGAUGGCACUCUGCUUAAUAGUGCUGCCAUUCAUUCCUGCAUCAAAUCUGUUUUUUCCUGUUGGAUUUGUAGUAGCAGAACGAGUGUUGUAUGUUCCUAGCAUGGGAUUCUGCAUUUUAGUAGCGCAUGGAUGGAAGAAAUUAUCAAAUAAAAGUAGCAUGCUAAGAAAAAUUUCUUGGGUUUGUUUGGCUGUGGUACUGUUCACACAUGCCUUGAAAACACUGCACAGAAACUGGGAUUGGGAAUCAGAGUACACAUUGUUUAUGUCAGCUUUAAAGGUAAAUAAGAACAAUGCAAAGUUAUGGAACAAUGUGGGGCAUGCAUUAGAAAAUGAAAAGAAUUUUGAAAGAGCUUUGCAGUUCUUCAUACAAGCCACUCAAGUACAGCCAGAUGACAUUGGUGCUCACAUGAAUGUUGGAAGAACUUACAAAAACUUAAACAAAACUAAAGAAGCUGAGAAAUCAUACAUGAUUGCUAAAUCAUUGAUGCCACAGAUUAUUCCAGGUAAAAAAUAUGCAGCAAGAGUUGCUCCUAACCACCUGAAUGUUUAUAUCAAUCUUGCAAACUUAAUUCGAGCAAAUGAAUCUCGCCUUGAAGAAGCAGAUCAAUUAUAUCGACAAGCAAUUAGUAUGAGGCCAGAUUUCAAGCAGGCUUACAUCAGCAGGGGAGAAUUACUUUUAAAAAUGAACAAGCCUCUGAAAGCUAAGGAAGCUUACCUUAGGGCUCUAGAACUAGACAGAACCAAUGCAGACUUGUGGUACAACUUGGCAAUUGUUUACAUUGAACUGAAAGAUCCAACAGAAGCCCUGAAGAAUUUUAACCAAGCACUAGAACUCAACCCAAUGCAUAAGCUGGCGUUGUUCAACUCAGCCCUGCUAAUGCAGGAAUCUGGCAAUGCUCAGCUUAGACCUGAGGCUAAACAAAGACUGUUAAAUUAUGUGAAAGAAGAACCACAGGAUGCAAAUGGUUAUUUCAAUUUGGGUAUGCUGGCAAUGGAUGACAAAAAAGAUACAGAAGCAGAGGCAUGGAUGAAGAAAGCCAUAAAGUUACAGCCAAACUUUCGAAGUGCUUUGUUCAAUUUGGCACUGCUUUAUUCUCAGACAGCAAAAGAAUUGAUGGCUUUGCCCAUCCUGGAAGACUUAUUGAAAUACUACCCUGAUCAUACCAAAGGUCUAAUUUUGAAAGGAGAUAUACUAAUGAACCAAAAGAAGGAUAUAGUUGGAGCAAAAAAGUGUUUUGAAAAAAUUUUGGAACUGGAUCCCAACAAUGUGCAAGGGAAACAUAACCUUUGUGUAGUUUACUUUGAAGAACGAGACUUAAUAAAAGCAGAAAAAUGUUUGGUGGAAACUCUAGCACUGGCACCUCAUGAAGAGUAUAUUCAACGUCAUCUAAACAUAGUUAGAAGUAAAAUUGCAUCACUUAGUGCUCCGGAGCAGUCAUCAGUUCCAGCAGAUGAUACUGCCACUGCUGCUGCAGAAGAAAAAAAAAAAAUUCAGAAUUCAAAAGAAGUGAAAAAUGAGCAGAAAUCCUCCCGCACAACAGCUGGUAACAAUAAAGGACGUUCAAAAAAUAAGAAACAAGCAGAGAAAAACAGUAUGGAAAAAAAAGAGACUCCCAAAAAAUCCACAAAAGAAAUCAAAGAUAUUGAGAAAAAGAGAGUUGCUGCUUUGAAAAGACUAGAAGAGAUUGAACGUAUAUUAAAUGGUGAAUAGCCUUUAUUAUGUCAUGAUAGAGUAUGGGGGUGUACUAUUUUUAAUUGCUGUUUAAUAUAUAAACCAACUGGAAGGUGAUUUCAGUAUUUUGCAGAUAGAACAUCUUGACUGUUGCUUAAUAAGAAGCAGAAUUCGCAGUAAUGUUUUAUGCAACAAAACUACAACUUUUAAAUAUGAGGGGGAUGGAUGGGGAUUGAAGGAUAAUGGGCUGAGAACAAUUUUAAAUGCAGAAUCUUAAAAUUGAGAAAAUGACUCAAAAAUUAUUUGUAAGCCAGGGAUAUUCAGGAAUGCUACUUUAAAAGAGUCAGCAAAAGAACUGAGUGGAGGACUAAUGGGAUAAGCCAGACACUGCUGCCAUAAAAAUCUGUUUGUAUUAACAUUUUCUACAUUUCCGUUUGCACAUCAGCAGUUUAAAUCUUUCUAUACCUUUAUGCUACAUAGAAAAGCAUUUUUCUGUGUUACUUGUUUCCAGGGCUCAGCAAAAAAUCAAUAAAAUGCCACUGGCAUGGUAUGUAUCCAUUAGACCAUAGGACAAUGCAGCAGCAACACUAAAAUUUUCAGUUGUGUUCUAAAUAUGGAAUGAUACAAUAAUUAUAUUUGUUCUUCACUUACUGCAAAGUUUUGUACGGUUUUACUUGAUAACUCCUAUGGUGCUCUUAAGAUCAUUAGAGUCUACUUUUACUUUUAAAGAAAAUGUGUUUUUUCUUCAACUAUGAAACACGUAGUUGUUUGGGGUUUGGCUUUUGUUGGUUUUUUUUUUUUUUUUUUUUUUUUUAAAUGUAUAUACAUAUAUACGAAAAAAGGGGGUUUUUUUGUUUGUUUUUUUCCCUCAGUUCAUUAAAUGCUGGCAAAUGCACUUUUGGUACAGUAAGCAGUAUGCUAUGCAGUGGUUCUUGUGAACUGUGUUUCAAUGACUGUGGAUUGAUUCCUUGGUGUAGGAAAUUCUUUUUUAGUAUAAUGGAUUUACUGUUCAUUGGACAGAAUUUUUUGUCUCAUGAUUUUUUUAUGACACUAACUUAAGAGUGAUUGCUCAGAGCAAUUUGAUAAUAUUUAAACCACUGAAUUUAGCAAUGUUUAAUGCAAGGAAAUUUGGAUGAGGUCCUUCCAAACUCUUAAGUUCUUCAUUUUGAUAAUUUGUCAUGAAUGUGUGCUUUUUAUUAAAUAUUUAUUUUGACUACUAAAAUAAUUCCAUUUACAUUUUGCCACUAAUACACCACUUUUAUUUCCUACAUGACAUUAUUUUUUUUUGUAAUUUCAGUGUUCCUUUUAUCUUUGUGCAAUGCAUAUAUUUUUUGUUCAUAUAUAUUGCCUAUUACCAAAACCUGAUACUUUGUGUAACUAUUGAGAAAGGAAAAGAGGAGAUCGGUUCAGUAAUAAUUUAAUCAUUAAAUCUAACUUUGUUCUUCA
This is a messenger RNA of Lagopus muta (rock ptarmigan), 5819 nucleotides long. It is a transcript of the gene TMTC3, whose product is annotated as transmembrane O-mannosyltransferase targeting cadherins 3. Bases 1656 to 4412 code for a protein of 918 amino acids. Lineage: Eukaryota; Metazoa; Chordata; Aves; Galliformes; Phasianidae. The transcript has 15 exons. The record is from RefSeq and is a predicted model, not a curated record. Gene Ontology annotation, molecular function: mannosyltransferase activity; protein binding. Gene Ontology annotation, cellular component: endoplasmic reticulum. Gene Ontology annotation, biological process: protein O-linked glycosylation via mannose.